AUGCAGACGGGGUACCGGCAGGGAAUCAAGAGCGUCUGCUCCCUGGACCCGCACACAGAUUCUGGAGAAUUCUUCCAGUUUCUGACUCAUGCGCUGCUGUUUCUGGGCCCAGCUCCCCGGAAGAUGCUGACUAAAGGAAGUGAUUUCCAGCGAGGUAUCUUCAGCAGCCAGAAGGAGCUCAGCUCCUGCCUGCUCUGGACCUGGGAUGCAGACAUGUACAAGAGCUUCCCUUGGACGCUGGGAGGCCCCGUGCAAGCUUAUGGUCCCUGGACCAGCAGCAUCCGCAGCAGCUGGGCGCUUGUUAAACAUGCAGAAGCUCCAGCCCAGCCCGACCCAUCAGAUCAGGAUCUGCAGUUUAACAAGAUCCGCAGGUGCUUGAGGCCAGCGGAAGGAAGGGCGCGCAAGGUGCUCGGCGCGCGCAAGGUGCUCGGCGCGCGCAAGGGCGGCAGCGGGGGUGCGGCGCCCGCGCGCGACCCGCGCGACAAGCGCGACAAGGCUGUCCACGAGCGCGGCCACUGGAACAGCAAGGUGGAGUUCGUGCUGAGCAUGGCCGGGGAGAUCGUGGGGCUUGGCAACGUCUGGCGCUUCCCCUACCUGUGCUACAAGAACGGAGGAGGAGCGUUCCUGAUUCCCUACGUGGUGUUUUUUGUUUGCUGUGGAAUUCCUGUUUUUUUCCUGGAAACAGCUCUGGGACAGUUCACGAGUGAAGGUGGCAUUACAUGUUGGAGAAAAGUUUGCCCUUUAUUUGAAGGCAUUGGCUACGCGACACAGGUGAUCGAGGCCCAUCUAAACGUGUACUACAUCAUUAUCCUGGCGUGGGCCAUUUUCUACCUGAGCAAUUGCUUCACCACCGAGCUCCCCUGGGCCACCUGUGGGCACGAGUGGAACACAGAGAAUUGCACGGAAUUCCAGAAACUGAACGUGAGCAACCACAGCCACGUGUCCCUGCAGAGCGCCACCUCUCCCGUCAUGGAGUUUUGGGAGCGCCGGGUCCUGGCCAUCUCGGAUGGGAUCGAGCACAUCGGGAACCUCCGCUGGGAGCUGGCCUUGUGUCUCCUGGCCGCCUGGACCGUCUGCUACUUCUGUAUCUGGAAGGGGACCAAGUCCACGGGGAAGGUUGUCUACGUCACUGCGACAUUCCCCGAUAUCAUGCUUCUGAUCCUCCUGAUCCGGGGGGUCACGUUGCCCGGGGCCUCCGAAGGCAUCAAGUUCUACCUGUACCCCGACCUCUCCCGGCUCUCCGACCCGCAGGUCUGGGUAGAUGCUGGAACACAGAUCUUUUUCUCCUAUGCCAUCUGCCUGGGUUGUCUGACUGCUCUGGGAAGUUAUAACAAUUACAACAACAACUGCUACAGGGACUGCGUCAUGCUCUGUUGUCUGAACAGUGGCACCAGCUUCGUGGCCGGCUUUGCCAUCUUCUCGGUCCUGGGCUUCAUGGCGUACGAGCAGGGGGUGCCCAUUGCUGAGGUGGCAGAGUCAGGCCCCGGCCUGGCCUUUAUCGCUUAUCCCAAGGCUGUCACCAUGAUGCCCCUCUCCCCGCUGUGGGCUGCCUUGUUCUUCAUGAUGCUCAUCUUCCUGGGCCUGGACAGCCAGUUUGUGUGUGUGGAAAGCCUCGUGACCGCUGUGGUGGACAUGUACCCCAAGGUCUUCCGGAGGGGCUACCGGCGGGAGCUGCUCAUCCUGGCCCUGUCGAUCGUCUCCUAUUUUCUGGGCCUCGUGAUGUUAACAGAGGGCGGCAUGUACGUCUUCCAGCUCUUUGACUCGUACGCCGCCAGCGGGAUGUGCCUUCUCUUCGUGGCCGUCUUUGAGUGCAUCUGCAUCGGCUGGGUGUACGGAAGCAACCGCUUCUAUGAUAACAUCGAAGACAUGAUUGGCUACCGGCCGUUGUCGCUCAUUAAAUGGUGCUGGAAGGUCGUCACCCCCGGGAUCUGUGCGGGCAUCUUCAUCUUCUUCCUGGUCAAGUACAAGCCCCUCAAGUACAACAACGUCUACACCUACCCUGCCUGGGGCUACAGCAUCGGCUGGCUCAUGGCCCUGUCCUCCAUGCUCUGCAUCCCGCUCUGGACCUUCCUCAAGGUGUGGAAGACAGAGGGGACGCUGCCCCAGAAAUUCCGGAAGUUGACAACCCCCAGCGCUGAUCUGAAAAUGCGGGGCAAGCUUGGAGCAGGCCCACGGACGGUGACGGUUAAUGACUGUGAAGCCAAACUCAAGGGCGAUGGGACCAUUGCCGCCAUCACAGAGAAGGAGACAUACUUCUGAGCGUCCACCUGCCGCCUCGGAUGCCUCUCCCUCCUGCUCCUCCCCCAUGUGUAUAAGUGAAUACCUGAACCGCGUACUUCACCUAGUGGUAGAGGCUUGCUCGUUUUGCACAGGAUUUAUUAACAAGUUAAUUUUAAGGUGGCCGUGUACACUCGGGUUUAAAGUCGUAUUCCCUCCUCGCCCCCAGUUAUCAUGUAAGUAACAUUAC
This is a messenger RNA of Ceratotherium simum simum (southern white rhinoceros), 2467 nucleotides long. It is a transcript of the gene SLC6A11, whose product is annotated as solute carrier family 6 member 11. NCBI's taxonomy places the organism in Eukaryota, Metazoa, Chordata, Mammalia, Perissodactyla, Rhinocerotidae. The record is from RefSeq and is a predicted model, not a curated record. Gene Ontology annotation, cellular component: cell projection; plasma membrane. Gene Ontology annotation, biological process: sodium ion transmembrane transport; nitrogen compound transport; neurotransmitter transport. Gene Ontology annotation, molecular function: gamma-aminobutyric acid:sodium:chloride symporter activity.